This is a messenger RNA of Pseudo-nitzschia multistriata, 1187 nucleotides long. Lineage: Eukaryota; Bacillariophyta; Bacillariophyceae; Bacillariales; Bacillariaceae. The record is from the annotation of a GenBank genome assembly.
CGAAAGAACAAAAUUGAAGUUUUAGCUUACUAUGAUGUGGAUUCGUCUUUCGAAGACAAAGAAGCACAUUUGAACUUCCAAGUUGUCACUCAUUCUCACUAUUCCUAUGAUUCGAAUGCGGUUUCUGUCGGGAAGAAUAAGUGGAAUCAUGGCAUUUAGGAAUCACCAUUUUGAUGACGGAAGAAUUCCAAGUUGGCUGAAAGAGCAUUGCUUACGACUAAAGGAUGAGGGAAUGAAUCUGCGUAAUCUUAACCUAAAUAUACGACGUCUUAACCUACCAAGCAUUCUUGCAUUGUCCGAGGCUCUCAGAGACAACAAAACGAUAGAAACAGUAAACCUAACGACUUCGUUAUCAAAUACUCAGAAUGACCAGGACGCUAAUCGGAUACUGAUGCCAUUCGCAUAUGCCCUUCGUCACCACGUUUCCUUAAAGACUGUUCAUCUCUCCUAUAACCAGCUCACGAAUGCCACAUCUUUAGGAACUAGCCUCGAAAUGAAUCAAUCAUCGCUUACGGAGCUCCAUCUGGAUCAUAAUCGAUUGAAUAACGAGACGGCAUUUGCCCUGGCACGCGCUUUGCAACGUAACGACAAAUUAUCUGUUUUACAGCUCAACUCCAAUAACUURGGUGACGAGGGAGGAGAGAUGAUUGCCAAAGCUUUGAGGUACAACAGUACUCUAAAAUCCUUGGGUUUGGCGCGAAACUCUUUAGAGUCGAAGACGGCCAGUGCCUUAUUCGAAACACUAGACUUCUACGGAAAUGUCAGUCUUGUACAUCUCUCUUUGAACGACAACCCCGRCUUUCCCUUGUUAUCGAAAGCUACUAUUAUGUACCUAGUGCGAGCUAAUCGUGCUGGGAGAUAUCUCCUUCGAGAUAACUACACCAAGAGCAGUGAUAUUGAUAGCUAUGAUACAGCCGAUGUAUAUGRUGACAGUGCRAACAAUGGUCUUUCGCGAUCUGUGGAAGGCAAGAAAGUGGAUCUUGGUUGCUUUGGCAAGCACAAGAAUAGAGACUUUGUUGGGAUUAAGAGAGAUUACAGGCGAGGACUAUGGCCACUAGUUCUAGAAGGUUUGGAACCCAAUAUGAUGUAUUUCUUCGUGCGAGAGAACCCGAACUUGAUGCACUUCGAAUUGAAGGAAAAACUAUCAUAAAAAACAGCUGAAGAAAAAAUAACGACUAAAACUCAGU